Penicillium canariense is the source of this 1182-nucleotide messenger RNA. RefSeq names its product zinc-binding alcohol dehydrogenase family protein. The record is from RefSeq and is a predicted model, not a curated record. The coding region runs from base 1 to 1182 and encodes 393 amino acids. Gene Ontology annotation, molecular function: oxidoreductase activity, acting on NAD(P)H. The transcript has a single exon. Lineage: Eukaryota; Fungi; Ascomycota; Eurotiomycetes; Eurotiales; Aspergillaceae.
AUGGCCACCCACCUCGCCGCCGUCGCCCUCGCAAAAGGUGCACCCUUCGAGGUCCAAGCCCGCCCCACGCCAAAACCAGGCCCAGGCGAGCUCCUCAUCGCGGUCAAAUCCGUGGCCCUCAACCCAGCGGACUGCCACAUGCGUGAUCAAGGCCUCUUCAUACCCACCUACCCCACGGUCAUUGGCUUUGACAUCGCGGGGCUAGUUCUCGAAGUCGGCGACAACGUCCCCGUCGGUGCUUUCCAACCGGGGAUCACCCGCGUCGCCGCGUACGCCGCCUCCUUCUGGAGGUCCUACAAUCCUAACUACGGCGCCUUUCAGGAGCGGUGCCUGGUCCCUUGGCAGCAUGUCCUGCCUCUUCCUGAUAAGGGUAUUUCUUGGAACCAAGCGGCAACCUUGCCCGUCGCCGUCGAGGUACCCCUUAGCGCGUGGGAUAUCAUGGGGAUUUCGCGGGUGGGAGAAGCCACUGCUCCUCCUUCUUCAUCUUCUUCUGCCGUCUCCGCUGCCCUAGUCGGCGCCGAUACUAGCAGAGAAGCUCAGGAAAAUAAGGCUCAAAAGAGAGAGGCUCUCUUAGUCUGGGGCGCUUCCUCUAGCGUGGGCACAAUGGGCGUGCAAACCGCCCGGCUACUGCGGGAAUAUCGCGACUCUCCCUUUGCUGCGGUCUACGCCACGGCCGGGGCGGCGAAUGAGAAGUAUGUGCGCUCCCUAGGCGCGGAUCGCGUUUUCGAUUACAAAGAGCCGCGGGUUGUGGAUGCGAUUGUGUCCGCAGCCAGAGAGGACGGUCUAGUGAUUCGCCACUGCUUUCUUGCCACGGGGCAGCUGGCGCCAUGCCAGGCCGUGCUGAAAGCUUUCUUCAGGGAUGAUCAAGGCUUCAGGGAUAAUCAAGGGAGAGAGAAGCUGAAGGCGAAGAUCGGGUCGGCGCCGCUUAUUCCUCUAGAUGCGGAGGAGGUAGACGGGGUGGAAACCAUCUUUGUGAUGCCGUCGAUGGACGAAGGCGAGAGGGUAGCUCAGUUCCAAUAUUGGAUGGGGCCGUGGCUGAGGGAGAAACUGGCCAACGGGACGAUCAGGCCGAGCCCGGAACCGAGGGUUGUGGGAAAGGGUUUGGAGGCUAUUAAUGCUGGGUUGGAUGUGCUAGCCCGGGGGGUGAGUCGUACGAAGUUGGUGAUAGAGGUUGCAGAGUGA